Messenger RNA from Aphidius gifuensis, 1502 nucleotides. Its product is annotated as tRNA (guanine(37)-N1)-methyltransferase. The record is from RefSeq and is a predicted model, not a curated record. The transcript has a single exon. Bases 75 to 1463 code for a protein of 462 amino acids. Gene Ontology annotation, cellular component: cytoplasm; mitochondrial matrix. Lineage: Eukaryota; Metazoa; Arthropoda; Insecta; Hymenoptera; Braconidae. Gene Ontology annotation, biological process: mitochondrial tRNA methylation; tRNA N1-guanine methylation.
UAUAAAAAAAAAAAAUAUUCAAAGUGUGAAUUAAAAGACAAGGAUUAAUCAUUGUCUGUCAUCAUUAGUAAUAUAUGAAAUAUAUAUAUAAUUUGAUAAUAAAAUUAUCACAAUUAAACUUGACAAAAAAAAUAAAAAUGGUUAAAACACUUGCUCCACCUGAUACAGUCAAAGGAAUGACAAAAUUAAAUCGUGAUGCAUUUACAUCAAAUUAUGAAGUACCAUGUUUAAAUUUAGGCAAUGUAUCACCUCAAAUAAUACUGCCAGCUGUUAAAAAGUAUUUAUUAAAAUUACGAAAUUACAAAGCUGUUAAAAUAGUUGAUGAUAAUUUAAUGAUUACUCUUGAUCCAUCAAAAGUUGAAAGUAUAAAUGACAUUGAUAAACCUGAUUUAGAUAUUAUUAAAAAAUACACAAGCUGUAUUGACAAAACAAUGUUGACCCUGAAAUAUGAUAAUUGGAAUGCUGAACAAAUAUUUAAAGCAAUCAUUCCAGAUGACAUUGAUGUACCAUCAUCAUAUACUAAAGUUGGACAUAUUGUACAUUUAAAUUUACGUGAUAAUCAAUUACCAUUUAAAGAUAUAAUUGGACAAAUUUAUUUAGAUACAACAUCACAAACUAAAACAGUUGUUAAUAAAUUAAAUAAUAUUAAUAAUGAGUAUCGUAAUUUUUCAAUGGAAAUACUUGCUGGUGAAAAUAAUACAAUAGCAACAUUAAAAGAAAAUAAUUGUCAAUUUAAAUUUGAUUUUUCAAAAGUAUAUUGGAAUUCACGUUUAAGUACUGAGCAUGAAAGAUUAUUAGAAUUUAUGAAAAAAAAUGAUGUACUUUAUGAUGUAUUUUGUGGUGUUGGUCCAUUUUCAAUACCAGCUGCUAAAAAAGGUGUAACUGUUAUGGCUAAUGAUUUAAAUCCAGAAUCAUAUAAAUGGCUUAUGGAAAAUGCUAAAAUAAAUAAAAUAAAAAAUAAUUUAAAUUGUUAUAAUAAAGAUGGUAGAGAUUUUUUACGUAAUGAUGUUAAAAAUAAUUUAUUAGCUAGAAGAAAAAAUAAUGAAGAUGGUAAUGAACAUAUUGCUAUGAAUUUACCAGCAUUGGCAUAUGAAUAUCUUGAUGUUUUUCAUGAUUGGUUAAAUGAUGAUGAAAUUAAUUUAAUAACAAAAAAACCACCAUUAAUACAUUUAUAUUGUUUUGUCAAAGUUAAAAAAGAAGAUGAUCCAAAAUUAGCAGCUAAAAAAUUAGUUGAAAGUGUUAUUAAUUGUGAAUUAACAGAUGAUGCAUUAAAAAUUAUUCAUUAUGUUAGAAAUGUUGCACCAGCUAAAGACAUGAUGAGAGUGUCAUUUUAUUUGACUGAAAAAAUUAUGAAACAAGGUGAACCUUUAAAAAAAAAAGCUAAAAUUGACAAUGUUGAUUAUGAUAUUUCAGAUAAACAUGGCGAAAAACAAGAAGCAGAUGAAGAAAAAACAUGUCAAUAAAAUUGCUGCUAAGGGCUCAAUUUCUAAAAAAUCUGGAAA